Molecule: messenger RNA, 3597 nt
Organism: Telopea speciosissima
Lineage: Eukaryota; Viridiplantae; Streptophyta; Magnoliopsida; Proteales; Proteaceae
Product: protein FAM91A1-like
Exons: 12
Coding region: 166-3213 (1015 amino acids)
Source: RefSeq, a predicted model, not a curated record
UCAGAAAUUCUCGUUGUUCCUAUCACAUCAGAACUCAGAAGUCACCUUCAAGGCUUCACCGCGAAAUUCAAAUUCAGCAGUUGAAGAAAACUCAAAACCUAGAUCGAUUCAUGCAUGAUUUCUAAAGCCAUUGUGGGUAAACAGUGAGAGCUUUAAGACAUUAAGAUGCAGCGUAUGCCAGCUACCAUUGAGGAACAACUUCUUCUAAAGUCAAUCAAGGAAGACUGCCCUUGGGAGAAUCUUCCGAAACGACUUCAAGCAACUCUAUCUUCUAAAGAAGAGUGGCACCGAAGGGUAAUUGAUCAUUGUAUAAAAAAGCGGCUCCAAUGGAACACUUGCUUUGCUCGAAAAGUUUGCAAAGAAGGCGAAUAUUAUGAAGAGAUGAUGCGUUAUCUGCGAAAGAAUCUAGCACUCUUUCCAUAUCACCUGGCAGAGUACAUUUGUCGAGUAAUGAGAGUAUCACCUUUCAGAUACUACUGUGACAUGAUCUUUGAGGUCAUGAAAAAUGAGCAAGCUUAUGACAGCAUCCCGAAUUUUAGUGCUGCAGAUGCCUUGAGACUUACUGGAAUAGGAAGAAAUGAAUUUAUUGAUGUCAUGAACAAGUGCCGAUCUAAGAAAAUUAUGUGGAAGCUGAACAAGUCAAUUGCAAAAGAACUAUUGCCAACGCAACCUGUGGACUUUUCCAUUGAACCCUGGUGGGGAGUUUGCCUGGUUAACUUCACAUUGGAAGAAUUUAAGAAACUCACCGAAGAAGAGAUGGCAAUGAUAGACAAAGUCUGUAAGGAGGAAGCAAAUUCAUUUAUUCUUUUUGAUCCUGACAUUGUACGGGGCCUUUACCGAAGAGGAUUGAUCUACUUUGAUAUUCCUGUUUAUGCUGAUGACCGUUUUAAAGUUUCCAGGCUGGAAGGGUUUGUUUCCAACAGGGAGCAGUCCUAUGAAGAUCCCAUUGAAGAGUUACUCUAUGCUGUGUUUGUUGUUUCAAGUGAGAAUGCAACUGUUGCUGAAUUGGCUGCAACACUACAGGCUGACCUUUCUCAGCUGCAGGCUGCUGCAUCUUUUGCAUGUCGACUGGGCUGGGCAGUUAAAGUAAUUGAUCCUGCAUCUAUUCUUCAAGAUUCAAGCAUUACUGCAACUCCUAAUAUUAUUCUGAGUGAUGAAGAAGAUGGUUCUCGUGGUAGUAUCAGCUCAGCAAACAUGUCCAAUGAUGGCAAUUCUUUUCAACAAGAUGUUUCAGGGGCAGAAAACUAUGGGCCAGUUUGUGGUCAUGCUCGUGUUGCUUUUAUUGUUGAUGCCAAUAUAACAUCAUAUCUCAUGAUGGGUUCUGUUUCACCUGGUUUGAAAUCUCAUGCUGUAACACUAUACGAAGCAGGGAAACUGGGCGAUGCUAGCAUUGCUGAACUUUGCAAGGAUCUGACAACAUUGGAGGGAACAAAGUUUGAAGGUGAAUUGCAGGAAUUUGCAAAUCAUGCAUAUAGCCUUCGAUGUGUUCUAGAAUGUCUUCAAUCAGGUGGAGUAAGUAAUGAUUCAGUGGUUGAGGAAGUCGGUGCUAAACUGGGAAUGGAAUCUUCGAGCAAUGAUGAGGCUAUUUCUCUUAUAGCUGAUAUUGACAUAACUGAGGAAUCCAGCAAUGCUGGUGGAAGUGAAACUGGGGCAGAUGGUGAUGAGCAUCUUCAGGGUUCAAUAAAUUCUAAUAUGCCUGUGGCUGAUGCUAUAGUUGAAUCUGUUAGUGGAGGUACAGGUGAUGAAUCAGUUUCGGCUGUUUUAUCUGAAAAUAAGAGUGGCUGGAACGAAGAUUGUGAACUGGAACCUAAAUUCCAGACUGAUGGGAAAUCUGUGCUGGCUGACUCUCUGGAAUCUGGAAAAGAAAUUCCAAGGAGGAAAAGAAAAUAUCGUGUUGAUAUUCUUCGCUGUGAAAGCUUGGCUGCUCUUGCACCUGCAACGUUAGACCGGUUAUUUCUUCGUGACUAUGAUAUUGUUGUAUCUAUGGUUCCUCUUCCUUCUUCGUCAGUUUUACCUGGACCUACAGGUCCUAUUCACUUUGGUCCACCCUCUUAUCCAUCUAUGACACCUUGGAUGAAAUUGACACUUUAUUCAGCUGUGGGUGGUGGACCUCUAUCUGUUGUAUUGAUGAAAGGGCAGUGUUUGCGAUUGCUUCCUGCACCAUUGUCUGGUUGUGAGAAGGCCCUGAUAUGGUCUUGGGAUGGCUCUACAAUUGGAGGUUUAGGAGGCAAGUUUGAAGGGAACUUGGUCAAGGGAAAUACACUUCUGCAUUCUUUAAACUCACUCCUAAAAUACUCAGCUGUGCUGGUUCAGCCCCUGAGCAAGUAUGAUCUUGAUGAAUCUGGAAGGAUCAUUACUAUGGAUAUUCCAUUGCCUCUGAAAAAUGCUGAUGGUUCAAGUGCUCAUAUAGGGAAGGAGAUGGGACUAUCCGCUGAAGAAAGUGGAAAGCUAAAUUCACUGGUUGCUGAUUUGUCAAAUAAGAUGGAAUUAUGGACAAUAGGUUACAUUCGCCUCUUAAAACUUUACAAAGUGAGAGAAUCAGAUGCAUUUUCAACUGAUGAUGAAAAGUAUGAAUGGGUUCCAUUAAGUGUGCAUUUUGGGAUUCCACUUUUCAGUCCAAAAUUAUGCAGCACCAUCUGUAAGAGGGUGGUCUUGUCACAAUUGCUUCAAACAGAUUCACUUUCUGAGCAUCAUAAUGGAAUGAAAAGUUUAAGAAGGAGGUUGCAUGAUGUUUGUGUGGAGUAUCAAGCAACUGGUUCUACCGCAAAACUUUUAUACCAGAGGCAACAAUCAAGAGAAUUAUCUCGGCAACUAAUUACCUAUGCAAGUGGAAGGUGGAAUCCGCUUGUGGAUCCUUCUUCUCCUAUUUCUGGAGCCUCAAGUGAAUUUCAGAGAGUAAAACUUGCAAACCGGCAGCGUUGCAGGACAGAAGUUAUGAGUUUUGAUGGUAACAUCCUCAGGUCAUAUGCUCUUACUCCUGUAUAUGAGGCUGCUACAAGGCUCAUUGAAGAUUCACCACCAUUGAAUACAGCAAAAAUAGAAGAAGAUGUUGACAGCAGACAAGUAGCACUGCCAGGGGUUAAUAUCCUUUUUGAUGGAUCUGAAUUGCUCCCAUUUGACAUAGGUGUUUGCCUUCAGGCUCGCCAACCAGUCUCUUUAAUAGCAGAGGCCUUGGCAGCCUCUGCGUCUGUUCAGACAAGUAGGGUUGCAUGAUACAACAUUCUAUUGAACAGCAGAUAAUAUAGAUGUGUAAGUGGAGAGGUGGGCCAGAUGCUAACAUGUGGCAACCAUCAUCAGGCUGGUCUAAUUUCCAUGAUCUGCUUGCUUGGAUCUUGUGGUGCAUCUUUGAGGAUUGGCUGUAGUAAGCAAGCUAUUUUUACUGGUUAAGGUAAAGAUUCGACCCUUGCUUGGAACGAAUCACAAUUUUUGAUAAAUAGAAAGGAUUUCUAGUUUUAGUCAUAUUGUUUACCAUCUAGAAUUUCCCCCAACCCUUUUUUACUUUAUAAAUAAAUUAAAGAAUAAUGUAAUAUAAAAUUGCAUUGUUUUAACGAAAUGAGUACCUACUGAUCUGUAAUCUUACACCCCAAUCAUAUUUCA